AUGGCGCCAACUACUAACGUUAUGAGCUCGCCCACAAAGGAACAGAGAAACCUGAGAUUUGGAUUGGUGUCGUUUGACAUUUUAACCGACAUUCUGUCCAACCUAAACAAGAGAAACAAAUCCAACUUGGAGAAUGUGCCAGAUCUCUGUGGAUGUCUCAAAGAAAGGAGAAUAGUGGAGUGUGUAUUUCGUCUUUGUGAGGAGCUGGGACUGAACCCUGUAGUUGGAUAUCAGGCCAUCGAAAUACUGGAGAGGUUCACGGCCAAAUAUAUUGAAGAUCUAAUCCACAGCAGCCAGAAAGGUCAGCCGAUGCAAGGUUCUUCAUCUGAGAGCUACGAGGAUCUCAUCUUCCAAACACUCAAGAAGAAGCUCUUUCUCUUCAUCCUCUCGAGCGUUCAGAUAGCUAGCAAACUGGACCUGUUCUCGAAUGUGGUUAAUAAUGAUAUUGCAAUGAGAUUUCUGCAGGCAGUCAAUUACCCUUCCUCCAAAGAGCAACUCUUGGACUCGGAGAUUCUCAUUUUAAAAACUCUCAACUUUAAUUUGAAUGUCCCAAAUCCUGUAACGUACGUAGAGACCCUUUUGGAAGUGCUGGGCCAUAACGAUGCAACCGUCCCUGUGGCACAGCUGCAUCGCCUGUGUGUGCAUGUACUGCAGUUUAUUUACCUGCAGAGGGAGACAAUCUACACCUCAUUGCUUAUAUCUGCCACCGGAUGCCCCAGUCCUUCUGAUGAGCAAAGAGCCAAGUUUGUGUCGGUGAAGGAGGAUUUCAUGCUUCUGGGAGUUGGAGUCAUUGCUGUGGCCGCCUUCAUUCAUCACAUCUCAACAUGGGAAAAGGUAGUGGAGGAGCUGACAGGGAUAACAGGGAUUUCAGGCCAGAGUAUCAUGGACUUUGCGUAUGUCACCCUGACACACAUCACCAAGACCAAAUCCAUGUGACACUUGAAGUCAGAAAUAUAAAGUGUGAGGAACAGAUUAGAGUAAGAGUACAGAUAAAAGAAGACUGGUGAUGGUAACUGUACACAGCAUGAACAAUAUUACUUUCUAUUUUGAUUUCUCUCUCUCUCUCAAAAAAAAAUUCAGUCUGUUGUGAAUUAACAAUGUAAAGAUAAAACACUGAAAUAAAAUAACUUAUUAUUUA
Molecule: messenger RNA, 1138 nt
Organism: Rhinichthys klamathensis goyatoka
Lineage: Eukaryota; Metazoa; Chordata; Actinopteri; Cypriniformes; Leuciscidae
Gene: cntd1
Product: cyclin N-terminal domain containing 1
Exons: 7
Coding region: 1-936 (311 amino acids)
Biological process (GO): reciprocal meiotic recombination
Cellular component (GO): site of double-strand break
Source: RefSeq, a predicted model, not a curated record